Messenger RNA from Morus notabilis, 3369 nucleotides. Its product is annotated as serine/threonine-protein kinase EDR1. Lineage: Eukaryota; Viridiplantae; Streptophyta; Magnoliopsida; Rosales; Moraceae. Gene Ontology annotation, molecular function: ATP binding; protein kinase activity. Bases 282 to 3035 code for a protein of 917 amino acids. The record is from RefSeq and is a predicted model, not a curated record. The transcript has 13 exons. Gene Ontology annotation, biological process: protein phosphorylation.
UUAAUUUAAUUUAAUUUUGUUAAAUAAAAUUGGUUUUUCUGCUUCGGGUUAUACAUUACAGCGUGUUGGAGGGAAUAGUUGAGCGGUUAAUUUAAGAGCUCUCUCUCUCUAUUUCUUUCUUUAAGUGGUGGUAGCUUGACGAAGAAGGGUGCGCAGGUUAAGCGAAUCUGCUUUGUCAACAGUGGGGCGUACGUUAAGCCAGUGGGACGACAGACGGAGAAACCUGUAUAGAUUAUUAGAUUUGGUUUUCGAUUUAGGUUUUCCAUUGAUGAUCUUGAUCGAUGUCGAAAAUGAAGCAUCUGCUGAGGAAGCUUCACAUCGGCGGGGGUCUCAAUGACCACCAGAGGCUCGCCGACACCCGACCCGUCGCGACUCCGAUUACUUCGAAUCCGAAUUCCUCGGGUUCUUCUAUGUCGCCCGCGCCGGCGGUCAGUUCGAGUUCGGCGGGAAUGGUGGGGAGAAUCGCGGCCGUCGAUUCGGCGGCUGGGGAUAGUGGUAGUGGUAGUGGUAGCGGCGGUGGCGGAGUCGUUGGUUUUGGUGGUGGUGAGUGCCUGGAUUUCAAUUUCUUGGAGGAGGAGUUUCAGGUGCAAAUGGCCCUCGCGAUCAGCGCCUCGGAUCCCGAUACGCGAGAGGACCCUGAGUCCGCUCAGAUCGACGCCGCGAAGCGGAUUAGCCUCGGUUGCCCGACUCCGGUUGCCGAUACUCAAGCCCUAGUUGAUAUUCUUUCGCUCCAUUAUUGGAGCUAUAAUGUUGUAAAUUAUAAUGAAAAAGUGCUGGAUGGGUUUUAUGACGUAUAUACUACUUCCUCGAACUUAGCUGCCCAAGGAAAGAUGCCAUUGUUGGUUGAUCUACAAGCAAUAUCUGUUUCAGAUGAUGUUGAUUAUGAAGUGAUUUUGGUUAACCGCAUGGUUGACUCUGAACUACGGCGUCUUGAGAAAAGAGCAUCUGCUAUUUCACUAGAGUGCCCGGUUUCUGACCAUGGUCUUAUUUUCAGUGGAUUGGUCCAGAAAAUUGCUGACCUUGUUGUUGAUAGAAUGGGUGGUCCAGUUGGUGAUGCUGAUGAAAUGAAUAGAAAAUGGACCAUGCGGCGGAAUGAGUUAAGGAGUUUGAUGAACACUAUUAUACUUCCCCUUGGACAUCUUGAUUUUGGACUUUCACGCCACAGGGCCUUGCUCUUUAAGGUACUGGCUGAUAGGAUUAAUCUUCCAUGCAUGCUGGUUAAAGGAAGUUACUACACUGGUACUGAUGAUGGGGCUGUGAACUUGAUUAAAGUUGAAGAUGGAAGUGAAUAUAUCAUUGACCUUAUGGGUGCCCCUGGCACCCUGAUUCCUUCUGAGGUACCCAGUAGUCAGCUUCCAAAUUCUUUUCUUGAUAUAAGGAGCUUAGCAGAUGUCACAGUGAUGCCCACGGGCUUGAGAAUGUUGGAUGACGGGACAAUUCAAUCACCACCUGUAUCCAAAGUUGGACACUCAAGGUCAGAUGAAGCAUCAUGUGAGGCAACAGAUGAUGCAAGGCGCCUUGUUGAAGAAAACCAGAAUGAGAAAUGGGGACACGAAUUUGUGAAGUCGCUCCCAUCACCACAAACCUCAGGCAUAGGUGGAAAAGCAUCUUCUGCACAAAAAAAGAAAGUUAAAAAUGUAUCAAAAUAUGUUAUCAGUGCAGCAAAAAACCCGGAAUUCGCUCAAAAACUUCAUGCUGUUUUGUUAGAGAGUGGUGCAUCACCUCCUCCAGAUUUGUUUUCAGAUAUAAGCCCACAGGAUAUUGAUGAAGACAGAUUGAUUAAACAAAUUCAUUUAGGAGAUUGGAAAAAGGUGGCUGACGGGAUUCAGAGCCUAAAUGAACUGUCUUUGAUCUCUGAUAAAACCAACCAUGGAUAUAUGCCUGUUACUGAUGGAACUAACGAACCUAUCCUGACUGAUAUUGCAAGUGUAGCUAUUGCUCCUGCUAACCCACCAAGACUUUAUACAAGAACUAUGGGAGAGGAACAAGUUCACAAACCGGCCUUGCCCUUCGGAACCAACUCUUGCGAAAGACACCUUGAAAAGGCCUAUAUUAGUGAUGAUAAGAGGUUUUUUCAGGAUAGGAUUGACAUUGAUUUGGGAAAGGAGCCUGCAGUUAAAAUGAUGGAAACCGCAACUAGUGGAUUGUAUGUUGGUCGUGAUGGUCAAAGUGAGAGUCUCAACACAAUGCUGGGGGAAGCUGCGGAAUGUGAAAUUCAAUGGGAGGAUCUACGGAUUGGUGAGCGAAUUGGUAUUGGUUCGUAUGGCGAGGUUUAUCGUGCAGAUUGGAAUGGCACUGAAGUUGCUGUGAAGAAGUUUUUGAACCAAGAUUUUUCUGGCGAGGCUUUACUUCAGUUUAAAAGUGAAAUUGAUAUCAUGCUAAGAAUGAGACAUCCGAAUGUUGUACUUUUUAUGGGUGCUGUUACUCGACCCCCACAUUUCUCCAUACUGACAGAGUUCCUUCUCAGGGGAAGUUUGUAUAGAUUACUGCAUCGUCCUAACCCUCAACUUGAUGAAAAGAGGCGAAUGAGAAUGGCUCUUGAUGUGGCCAAGGGAAUGAAUUACUUGCAUACCAGUAACCCCACAAUCGUACAUCGAGAUCUUAAGUCUCCAAAUCUCCUUGUUGAUAAAAACUGGGUUGUAAAGGUUUGUGAUUUUGGUUUGUCACGAGCGAAGCACCACACUUUUCUGUCCUCGAAGUCUACUGCUGGGACGCCUGAAUGGAUGGCACCUGAGGUCUUAAGGAAUGAACCAGCAAAUGAGAAGUGUGAUGUGUACAGUUUUGGUGUGAUAUUAUGGGAAUUAGUUACUACGCGUAUCCCAUGGAAAGGCUUAAACCCAAUGCAGGUUGUUGGAGCUGUUGGAUUUCAGAAUAGGCGUCUUGAAGUUCCAGACGAGGUUGAUCCAGAGGUGGCCCAGAUAAUACAUGAUUGUUGGCAAAGAGAGCCAAAUCUAAGGCCCUCAUUCUCAGAGCUCAUGGUUCGUCUCCGGCAGCUUCAACGUCUUGUUGUUGAAAAAACAAACUCUACAAAUUAAAGCAACCAGAAAACAACAUUAUAAUAAAUAUUCUGGAUUUGUGCCCGGGCUCGAAGAGCUAGGGUUCGAUUAGGUUUUUCCUUCUGUAAAAAGUAAAGAGGGAUUGCUGGAUUAGAAGUGUUGGCUCAUUCAAAGUGGGGGCGCAGCACAAGCUGUUGUGGACAGAGUGGGGAUCCUCCAAGUGAACAGCUGCACAAGUGCAGUGGAGGGUACCACCGAAGAUUAGUCUUUACUAGAACUAGAAGUCUACUAGGUAGUACGUCAAUCCAAGUGUAAGAAAUUCCCGGAAAAAGGAAAAGGAAAAAGAAAAAAAAAAGGAAAAGAAAAGAAAGAA